AGCAUCUGCACAUCCGUGUCUGUGUGUUUUAUGCUCCUGAGAUCUCGAAGCUCUCGUCCAAGGGUUUUUUUUCUGCACAUGUUUUUGAUUUAAGAAUUAUCUAACAAACAGGACUCAAGUUAUCUAUGGCAUUCACAACAGUACGGACAGGGGUCAUGGACACUUGCUCCAAUCAGACUGCUCGAAAUCAUUCAUCAGAUGGCUGUUCACUUGAAAGCCCCGUGAUGACGACAGUGUUUCCAAUUCUCUACAGCGUUCUUUUUAUCCUCAGCCUGUCUCUGAACGGCCUGGCAGCAUGGGUCUUCCUCAGGAUCCCCAGCAAAUCUCACUUUAUCAUCUACUUAAAGAACAUCGUUGUGGCCGAUAUUAUCAUGACUCUCACUUUCCCUUUUAAGAUCCUCAGCGACUCAAACGUAACAUUCGAAGGGAUCCAUGUCUUCACAUGUCGCAUGUCAUACGUGCUCUUCUACCUCACUAUGUACAUCAGCAUUCUGUUUUUUGGCCUGAUAAGCAUUGAUCGCUGUAGAAAGACCAUGUGGCCUUCUGCCGGCACCAGCCAGAGACGCCUGCUGCACAGAAAGCUCCUCUCAGGCUUCAUAUGGACCUUGCUCGUGGCUCUUUGCCUACCAAACAUUAUUUUGACUAGUCUUACAAACACUUCUGGUCGCUUUAACUGCACUGACCUGAAGACACCGAUGGGACUAGUAUGGCAUGAGGUGGUCAUACUUAUUUUCCAGGUGAUCUUUUGGGGAAACCUGAUAGUUGUGAUAAUAUGUUAUGUUCUCAUCUCUAAAGAGCUUUACAAGUCUUACGCUCGAACGAGAUCUCAAAAUGCAGUGAGCCAGGGACAGCAGAAGAAAUCCAAUAUACAUGCUAACAUCUUCCUUGUAUUGGCCGUCUUCAUCAUUUGCUUUGUACCUUACCAUUUUGCCAGAGUGCCGUUCACCAACAGCCAGAUACGAGGACAAAGGUUUAGCUGCCAGGAGAAGUUGUUUUUGUUCCUGUUGAAGGAGAGCACGGUGUGGCUUUCCUCUCUCAAUGCUGUGCUGGAUCCACUCAUCUACUUCUUCCUCUGCAAGUCUUUCAGGAGAUCUCUGUUUAACACUCUCAGUAUCUCUCCUGGAUGUUGCAGAGAUGUCAGGACAGACACGAUCAGCACAUGACUGGGUAAUACACAGACAUAAGAGAGAAACUUCAGAAAAGACAGAAUAAUCUCUUAUAAUAUGAUCGUGGCAGUGAGGUUAUAAUGCAGCCCUAUAUGUUUAUUCUGAGAAAGGAUUACAUCAUCAUCUGCGCUUAAACUGACAGAAAUGCUUUGUUACAGCUACACGAAUUAUCUCAUGACACCUGUCAAUAUUUAAUCUCCAAAACUAAAGAAAAAAUGCAUAUAUUAACAUUUUAUUAUUUGUAGCAUCAAUGUUCAUUGUACUGCUUUUAAUAAUGUUAAUUUAGUGAAAGCAAUACAUUCUAAUCAUCAACAACAAAGAGCCAUUAAGAAUCACAUUAAGGUAAAACAUUUGAAUUAUAGUAAUGUGAUAUUUUUUUAUGUGAGAAAAUGUGCUUAAGGGCAGGGUGCAUGAUCUCUGAAAGCCAAUGUUGAUAUUUGAAAUCACCUAAACAAACAAGCCCCUACCCCAAUUGAAUCUGGACCUGCUUUUGAUAGACCUGCCCCACACAUACGCAACCCAGGCAACGAUGUCGGUUAGUAGACACGCCCCUUACUGCUGGUUACAAGUGUGUUUUGGUACUCGGCCGGACUCCCUUUUCCAGAGUGUUUUUUAAAAAUCAUGCA
Molecule: messenger RNA, 1792 nt
Organism: Paramisgurnus dabryanus
Lineage: Eukaryota; Metazoa; Chordata; Actinopteri; Cypriniformes; Cobitidae
Product: P2Y purinoceptor 12-like
Biological process (GO): G protein-coupled receptor signaling pathway
Cellular component (GO): membrane
Molecular function (GO): G protein-coupled purinergic nucleotide receptor activity
Source: RefSeq, a predicted model, not a curated record